CGGGGGGAAGCGGCCGGGCGGGCAGGGAGCAGGCGGCGGAGUGGGGUCGGAGGGGCGCUGCUGCCGGUGGCGGCGCCGGGAAAGAACUGGCCAUGGAUGCUACCACGCUGGAGUUGGACGCGGUGAAGUUCGCGCAGCUGGCGGUGCAGCGGGACCAGAGCGGGCGCUACCAGGAAGCGGUCUUCUACUAUAAGGAAGCUGCACAAGCCUUGAUUUAUGCUGGGAUGGCAGGGUCCAACUUGGAAAAUAUUCAAGAAAAAAUAAAUGAGUACUUGGAGAGAGUUCAAGCUCUCCAUUCAGCAGUUCAGUCGCAGAACACAGACCCUCUGAAGUCAAAACAACAGUUGGACUUGGAGCGUGCUCACUUCCUAGUUACACAGGCUUUUGAUGAAGAUGAUAAAGGCAAUGCAGAAGAAGCUAUAGAGUUGUACACAGAAGCGGUGGAACUCUGUUUGAAAACAGCUACUGAAACUUCAGAAGCAGGCCUCCAGUCAAAACUGAAACAGCUGGCUCGACAAGCACUGGAUAGAGCAGAGGCACUGAAGGAAUCUGUGUCAAAGUCAUCUCAGAAGGAGAAGUCAACUUCAGCUAAACCAAAUCAGCCCGUCAGAACAUUCUUUCCAUUGGGACCUGAUUUUUCUUUAAACGAUAAACCACAGACAAUCAGAGCGGUACAAGCUAGUGAAUCUCAAGGUCAGAGAUACACUGCAGAGGAGAUUGAAGUACUCAGGCAAACUUCAAAAAUUAAUGGUAUUGAAUACGUACCUUUCAUGAGUGUUGAUCUGAGGGAACGUUUUGCCUUCCCUAUGCCAUUUUCUGAUAAAUGUGGGAAGCUACCAUUAUCCCCCAAACAGAAAGCAAUGUUUGCCAAGUGGGUGAGACCAGAUGACAUAACAAAUAACCCUACAAUGAUUUAUACUGUAUCAAGUUUCAGCAUAAAGCAGACGAUAGUGUCAGAUUGUUCUUUUGUGGCAUCGCUAGCCAUCAGUGCAGCAUAUGAAAGAAGAUAUAACAAAAAGUUGAUCACAAGUAUCAUUUACCCUCAGAAUAAGAAGGGAGAACCAGAAUAUAAUCCAUGUGGCAAAUACAUGGUGAAGCUUCAUAUCAAUGGUGUACCUAGAAAGGUAAUCAUAGAUGACCAGUUACCUGUUGAUCAUAGUGGGGAACUUCUCUGCUCUUAUUCUAACAAUAAGAAUGAAUUAUGGGUAUCACUGAUAGAAAAGGCUUACAUGAAGGUCAUGGGAGGAUAUGAUUUUCCUGGAUCAAAUUCUAAUAUUGAUCUCCAUGCACUGACUGGUUGGAUACCUGAAAGAAUUGCUAUGCACUCUGACAAUCAAGCUUUCAAUAAAGAUAGUACUUUCAGAAUGCUUUAUCAGAGAUUUCACAAGGGAGAUGUCCUUAUCACAACAGCAACAGGGGUGAUGUCUGAAGAGGAAGGAGAAAAAUGGGGUUUAGUUCCAACACAUGCGUAUGCAGUCUUGGAUAUAAGAGAAUAUAAGGGACUUCGAUUUCUUCAGUUAAAAAAUCCCUGGAGCCACUUACGUUGGAAGGGACGAUACAGUGAAAAUGACACAAGAAAUUGGACCCCAGAUUUACAAAAAUACUUGAACUUUGAUCCCAGAACAGCUCAGAAAAUAGACAAUGGCAUUUUCUGGAUUUCCUGGGAAGACCUCUGCCAGUACUAUGAUGUUAUUUAUUUGAGUUGGAACCCAAGUCUCUUUAAAGAAUCUACGUGUAUUCACAGGAUGACUUUGCACAUAAUCGGGAAUUCAUUACAAUGGUUGUAUACAAGACUGAUGGCAAAAAAGUUUACUAUCCAGGUGUAUUCCUUGUGCAAGUUCACCUUUUCCAAGAUUCCUACACCUUAUACCAUUUCCAAACGGGUUAAUGGACAGUGGAAAGGUCCCAGUGCUGGAGGAUGUGGAAAUUUCAGAGACACCUACAAAAAUAACCCCAUUUAUCAAUUCCAGCUGGACAAGAAUGGGCCAUUACUAAUUGAACUACGGGGACCAAGGCAAUACAGCGUUGGUUUUGAACUCGUCACAGUCUCAACAGUAGGAGAUCCUGGUUCCCACGGCUUUCAGAAAAAGAGCAGCGGUGACUACAGGUGUGGAUUUUGCUACUUGGAAGUGGAGAACAUAUUUGCUGGAGUUUACAACAUUAUCCCCACCACAUUCCUGCCUCAACAAGAGGGGCCUUUUUUCUUAGAUUUUAAUAGUACUACCCCUCUUAAGGUAUCACAGCUGCAGUGAGGAGUUUAAGAAGGUGGUUUUGAUCUGUCCUACAGUCCAAGAACAGGUGAAUAACUCUUACUACACCUAUGCAUAAAAGAAAAUUACAUUCUAAGUUACAGCCAAAAGCAUGGAAUCACCAAUUUGCCAGUUAAUUGUGGGGUUUGCUGCUAUGGUGGUGGAGUGAGCGCUGUUCAGCAGGCUUGGGAACGGGCUAAAACGCUCAUCUUCAAGUGAACUGGCAGAACUCACUUCAUUGCAAUUUUUCCACACUUCAAAUCAAAAGUUUAAUGAGUCAAGAGAAAAACUAACAUUGAAAGUCUCGUCUCCCAAAAUACAGGGUAUAUGGGUUUAAGAUUUUAUUCUUAAAGUAAAUGUGUAAGAAAAAAUACUCUUGUGUAUUCUGUUUAUUCAGUCUCAGGCCCAAAUAGCUUUUACUCCAUAUUUGUGCAUUGAACUAGUUCUCACAUCUAAAUGUAAACUUACUACUGCUAAGCAUGUAGUAUUCCAGACUAACAUGUGCAGCUUAUCUAGAGUAUGUACAUAAGAGUAAAGGAAAAGGAAGAUUCCGGCUUUAGCUCUAAAAGAAAAACAAUGGCUUCACUCCUGUUAUAGGUACUUUGAGAGCUGUUAUUUCCUACCUGUAUGACUUUAGUACAUAAUGUUACUCUAUGGCUUUCUUCCUACUAGCUGUAAGACCUUGCUUGAUCCAGAUCAGCAGUAGAAAGAGGAGGUUAGCCAGCAGUAGCGUACAGACUGUGCAGCACACCCUUCCUUUAGCAGGUGUGAAAGGUUUUCAUCUAAAGGCGUGCUGUACCUACUGGGGUAGUCUCAGUUGCUGGUGCAAGGAGGUGGGAACCACCCACCAUGAGCAUCCCAGCACAGAAAUUCAGCCUGCAGGGGAAGGAUCACUUAAACCCCUUCCCCUAAUAAACCACGGCCACAAGAAAUGCGCAUUGUACAAAGACAUCUUUGAAAAGGUACCUUUUCUCUUGUAAGUUGAAACCAGUGAAUGAGUUGAGCACUUGGCCACUGUCGUCAACAGAAGUAGGGUCAGAGUUCUUCAGAAAAUAGUGGCGUUACUGCAGAACGAGAGGGUUUUUUUGAAGCCUACUAUAUGUGUUCUUCCUCUAGAAGAUCUAUAUAAUGCUCUUCAGAUACAAGAUAAAGAUAACCAAGUUUUUAAUUUAAAUACUCACUGCCUCACUGAUCCUAAAAUGUAAUAUUUUUUGUCUUUUUACAAAUGGCAGACCUAAAAGUCCACUAUAUUUGACAGUUUGAGGAGAGGGUGCUUUUAAAACAGCCAGAGGAAGUUCUUUGCCAUUCAGGUUGGUUUGGCAGUUUUCCAAGCAAAAAAGGUAGCAUUUAAACCUUAUUUUAGAGCACAGGUGCCAUUUGGUCAUUGGGAGACUGAGCACAUGUGCUACAGGAGCACCAAAAAUGUUUGUGUGCUAAAAUUAUUCCCAUAGAAAUCUGUUAUUAGCCCUCUCCAGAAAGUACAAGAUCCUUUUGUUUCAUUUCCUUCAUCAAACAGCUGCUUAACAAAUGUCUAGCUUUAGAAGGGCACUGAAACCACAUGCCUUUCUGACUGCAGUUCUCUCAAAAACCAUCUGGGCUAGGAAAUUUGUGACAAGUUUGUCACAGUGUGACUUACCUUCUUUUUGCAGGGAAAUUUCUGAUGAUUAUUGCAACAAAUCAACAGAGGGAACAGCACUGGCACAAGCUGAGCGGAAAACCAGAUUAGGUUCUUUGUGGUUAUCCUUGGCUUGUGGAGUGUGGGCCAAGGACUGCUUCAUCCUGACAAAAUUAAAGUUUCAUUCAGCUCCCAUUUUCCCUACAAAUUUGUGUUAAGUUUUUCACUCAGGCUAAACCAGAGUGGCAAGGGAGUCCUGCAUUUAUUUUAUCACCUAUGAAGUUAAAGUCUCGACUGAGCCUGUUUCUGACAGUACAAAAGGCAGAUGCCAGAACUGCCACCUUUCAGUACUAAGUUCUUGCACAUCCUCGGCUGUUUGAGAUCAAGCUGGUAGACGUGCCUGUAGUACAAUCUGUUGUUGUUCUUCUGUGGUUGGGUUCUGGCCUGCAGGAAAGGUUUUUCUUUCUUCACCCCCACCCAGCACAAGCUAGCGCCAAGCUUAUGCUGGAUGAAACAAGCAUAAGGCUUAGUUUCCAUGCUGUGCUAAACUAAAAGCAAGGAAUAUAAUCCAUUAAGGAUGUUUCACUACUCAUGUAAGCACUUAUGAUUUGCUUUGAUAUUUUCUGUCAAAUAUAUACUUCUCUAUUUUUUUUUUCCACAAAUCUCAAAUUACUGGAAAGUAAACUGAUCCACAGAUUUUAACACAGCCUCAGGCUGUUAUCUAGGUUAAGCUUCUCUUUCUCCUAUCCCCUUUAGCAGCUAAUAUGGUCUGUCAUAUGGAUCAAAAAAUGCUGAAGUAAGCACGGCAGUGUUAUGCAGCAAGACUUUUAGACAAAGUCUUUGCACGUGCAAAACUUGAAAUAGCUGCACAACAGCUCUGACUGUAGCAGAGGUACAUGGGCCAUGUUACUUUACUUCCAGUUAGUCACACCCCUCUUGACCCUUAAGCUUUCUCCACCUGUAAAUGUGUGAUUCAAGCUUUUAAACAUUAAAAUACAAAGCCUCAUAAAAUGUACCAACAAGCAUCCUGCACUCCUGAGAUGUUGCACACCAUACAGUUCUGAAGUACUGCCAAGCUAUGGAACGAGGGGGAUAACUGACAAAAGGGAAGCCGGUUGCUCUGAGGUGCUUUAAGAGCAUUUACACUUUCUUUGAUUCACUAAGGGAAGACUACUACAAAGAAAGGAUUUUUAAUUCUCUGUCAGAGGUGCAGAGGGAUAACUGGAGAUGGCAUCUUACACAUUUUGAUGUUCUCCUUUCUUACGCACUGCAAAGCCUUUUCUCUGGGUUUUUUUGGUUGGUUGGGUUUUGGGGUUUUUUUUUAAUUCUACUUUAAAGCUCCAUAAUGCUGCUGUUUGUUUAUAGCUCAGGGUGAAACACCUCCCAGACACACACAUAUUUCCCAGUUUGUUUUGUUCGGAAGACACAGGUUAGUCCUUGGUUAAUCCGAACCAUCGGUUCUCAAAGACUCAGUGAGCGAUAAUACCAUGGAUGAACAACAGCUUCUGUCCCCCCCUGCCCCAUGGGUCUGAGAUUCUGUCCUACCUUCCUGAUGCAAGUUCUGUGCAACUAUUUUGUACAGUAAUUAUGCACUUGAUCACACAAUCAUCUAAGCUAUUUAGAAUUAAGUUUGUGUACAUACAGUAGAGGUUUUCAUCGUUUAGUCAAAUAGGACAUUUAAAUUGUUUGGUAAUACCAAAGAGAAGUAGAAUUCCUAGAUUAACAUUUGCUUUAGAUGUUCUCACUUCAGGGCAGCCGAAGUGAUGGCGUAUACUUUGAUACACCAGAGGCUUAUUUUUAUACCUGUGAAGGCAGCUACCAUCAUGUUACAACUUCAGAAUGCAUAAAGAGCUCCAACAGAAAAGGAACUGGAGAAAGCUUGUUCAUUUGCCUGUACUCCAUAGUGAUGUAUGUUCAUUUAAGUUUGUCAUAUUUAUAAUUAUGGCUUUUAUGAAGUUUAAAAUAAAAUGAGUUUUUCCAUUCA
Molecule: messenger RNA, 5848 nt
Organism: Grus americana (Whooping crane)
Lineage: Eukaryota; Metazoa; Chordata; Aves; Gruiformes; Gruidae
Gene: CAPN7
Product: calpain 7
Exons: 19
Coding region: 93-2252 (719 amino acids)
Biological process (GO): proteolysis
Molecular function (GO): calcium-dependent cysteine-type endopeptidase activity
Source: RefSeq, a predicted model, not a curated record